GUUCAGUGGUCUGCUUCAGUCUGUCACCGAAUGUCUUCGCGUACGCGUUGCCGCCGGGCGCCGUUACGCGCGCGUGUCCGCUCAUUCUCUCCCUCGUCGCUUGCGAUUUGCGAAUUUGCUGCGAUGUAACCGUGCGGAAAGUGAAACGACUAGUCGGUCUGCGCUGACUUACGAGAAAAGGAGACGUACGCACGCACGAACACUCCGCUGCUGCAUCUCUGAAAAUAUUGAACGAAUCAACGACGAGUCUGAAAUGAUUUAAAGCAAACGUUGCUUACACCGAAGCAGUCGCUUAAACUUGGUUCGAUCGCGAGUUCGCCGGCCAGAAGGAUAACCGCAAUAUCCGCUCCCGCGAGAACAGCCUAAGAGCAGCAGCGCGAUCUCAGAUGACCGCGCGGCGAGGGAGAAUAAGAUCAAAAAUAAAUUAAUCGGCGAGAAGAUCGCGCUCACGCGAAGGAAGAUCGCAGCUUCUCUCCCCAGACCGAUCCGUGCGGCGAUCCGUAACGGUCCCUCGAUCGGCCGGGCUAUAUCGCGCGGAACGCGCUGGAAAAUGAGCUCCCGGAGCUGAGGCAGCGGCUCGGAAUUCAACGUGGCGGGUUUCGCGGUAGCCGUAAACAAUGGCUCGGCGGAGCCGCGCUACUACGUGGAUCAUCUGCACCGGCAGCACGUGCAACUGCAACUUCAGCCGCCGCGCUACCCGGUGCAGAUGCUUGCCGGUCACGUGGUGCCAGUAUUGUCGAAGGAGUUGCUGGAGCCGCCGUCGCGCCGCGACGACCUCGUCUACGUGCACUGCGCCACCACGGAAGAUGAGGAGGCCGAGGACGAGGAGGAGGAGCCGAAAGGACUCACCAGGUCUAGGUCGUGGCUCUGCUGUCCCGGUGAUCGCCGAGCCGAUAAGACCGUGCCGAUACAGGUCGAGGCCGAUAACAAGCAAAAUGCACUGCACGCGGCGGCGCUCUCCUCGCUGCGAUCCGAGGUCGCCGAGCUGAACUCGCGUCUAGUGGCGGCAACCCGUGCGCGAGAGGCCGCCGAGGCCGCGCUGGUGAGGGCGGAGGUGCAGACGGCCCGCGCCGAGCAGCGGGCUGAACAGCAGGCGGCACGGCACGAGGAGCGGCUCACCGAGCUGCAUUCCGUCAUCGCCGAGCUCGGCAGACAGCUGGAGAGGCAUCGCGCCACUGUAAUUGCCGAGGAAGACGAAUCCGAAGUCGAGACGAGCAGAGAUGCCGAGGGCUCCAUCACUAAUCCGGUGGAGGAGAGCGAAGGCGGCGGGGACAUCCAAGGGGACGGCGAUCGCACCUUGGGCGACGCGGACUCCAGUUGUUGCGAGGACGAGAAUCGACCGGCGGAGAACGAGCAGCUGGACAGUCCGGCCGCGUUGCCAACUCCGGAGCCGACACAGCAAGCGGCCUCGUGUCAAAGCGUCGCCGUAGCGACGCUACAGGAGGAGGUCACGGCGCUACGAACGGAGAUCGCGAGCUUACAGGCGCAAUUGGCUCAUUUCAAGAAUCAGACCGGCAGUCAGAGGCAAACAACGGGUAGCGAUUCGCCUCGUCGAGAGAUCAGAACACGAGGCAACAACAGUUCACCGGAACCUCUGACGGCGCCGUGCUCGCCUCUCCUGCCGCCGCUGCAGACACCACCGACGAAGAACGUGACGAGGGAGGAGGCGCCGGUUUUGAAGAUGGCGGAGAGGGUGAGACUGAGAAGAACGGACGAGAGGCACAUCACCGGGCCGGAUAUCGCCAAUCUCGGGGUAUGCUCCACUAUGGUCGCCGAGCAUCUUGUGUCGGAUCUCUUGGAACAGUCGAACUUGCAGGAGCUGAACGGCUCUGAGAAACAGUUCGAAGUCGAGACGGAACGGUUGAACAGUCGAUUGGAGCACGCGCGGGCUAACAACGCCGUACUCGCGCUCACCCUUCACGAAAGCAAGGCGCAAUGCGAUCGAUUGAGUUUAUUGGUGGGCAAGUACGAGUCGAACGCGACGGCGUUACGCCUCGCGCUCUCCUUCAGCGAUCGCGCCAUCGAGGCCUAUGACGUUCUAGUAGCGCUGCUGGAGAGCGAGAUCGCGCUCUCCACCGAGAGAAACAGCGUAACGAUCGAUAACAGGAGGGCCGCCGAGAACGUCGCGUAUCACGUUCUGAAUAGACUCGAAAACGACUGCGCUAAUACGCUAGCCGCGCCCUGGGAGGACAGCAUGGUCUUAUCGGAUGAGUCGGAGGUAACAUGGUGCGUGGAAGACGAGCAGCGGCUCAGGCGGCACAUCAGCAGACUCAAAGGAGAGCGUACUAUGGUGAGGUCGACGGCGGUCGAGCUGGAGAGCGUGCACGCCGAACCUCUGAAUUCGAAGAACACCAUCUCCCUGGCGGAGGCCAGGAAACUCGACCUGGAGACCGCCGUGCUUAUGCAGGAACUGAUGGCCAUGCGGGAGGAUAAGGCCGAGUUACGCGCGAGGGUAUUCCUUCUGGAGAAGGAACGUGCCACGAUAGAGCUGAAGUUGAAUGCGCGCGACACGCAAAUUGCGGCCCAGCACGCCACUAUACAGCACCUCCAGGGCCAGCUCAGCGACGCGGAAACUAUGCUCGCAAUGGCGACGAACAAGGACCGUGGCUUGAGCGACAAUGAGAGCGAAGGAAUGGAAUCUGAACUGAUCGAAGCUCUGGGUAGGGAAGCGAGAUUGAAGGAACGCCUGCAAGAGUUGAUCUCCACUUUAGAUGAGGUUAACAAGAACUCCGAGUUGCGACAUCAGCAAUCCGCCGAGCUCGUCAACGACUUGAAGAGAGCUAACGGAGCCUUGGUUCAGACACUGGAGAAAUCCAAGAAGAAGUACCAGUCUAGGCUCAAGAAACUAGAGCAGCAGAUGCUAGGGAUGGUGGAGAGGCAUGCUGCGCAGGUGAAGGCUUUGAAGCAACGCAUAACCCUGCUGGAGGAGGAGUCGAUGGGUUAUAAAGGAAGCAUAGCGCUUCAGUCUCAAAGUUCCGGUGCCAGCGAGACGUCGUUAUGACAGUCGAAUGAAUAAAACGACGGAGCAUUCGACGCGCAACGCAAGCCUAUAAUCCGAUGAUCGCUUUCGACGGUCUCUCUGCCGCGUUCAAUCCACGAGGAUCAGACGUAGAACGGCAAAAACGGUGAUCGCGAGCUCACAUAUUUUUUUACACACGAAUAGUCUGCCGAAGAGGAGAGAAAAGAGGGGGGAGAGAGAGAGAGAGAUUAAACGCUUAGCUGUUCGCUUUGUAAUUAUAUCGUGGUACUAAAUAUCGCUGCUAACAGGGGCCCGAACUGGAGCCGUUAAAUUUUCUUCAGUUUAUGGUUGCUCUCGGUUCAUCAUUUCGAUUCUGUGAUUUAAAAUAGUCGUUUUUUUUCAUUUCAUAAUGAAAUUCUAAUUCUUACGAAAAAGAAAGAUCACAUUGAUCGGUUAUCGCGGCAAAUAGAAAAUUAACUUCAAGCAUACGAUAUCGAAAUGAGGAGGAUUAAUAGAAGUAAUAUAUCACAAUUUUGGGAGGAAGUGAUAUUAUUUUUUAUCAUACACGUCAUAUAUAUUUAAUAUAAUUCAAUAAAAGUUUCAAUUAGGAAACAAAUUUAAGAAACCGAAAAGAACUAUAAUUUAAACGGUAUCGGUACUUUCAUUGCCCAGAAAACCGGAAUCGAAAAACUGAAACCGUCGAAUAUUUUAGCGAACCGAAAGCGGACCGAUAUUUUCACUCAGCCCGGGUCCCUGCUGCUAACACGUCCUAACGAAGUAAAUAAAUAAAACCUUCAGCUGAGCCUA
Dinoponera quadriceps is the source of this 3766-nucleotide messenger RNA. RefSeq names its product colorectal mutant cancer protein. Lineage: Eukaryota; Metazoa; Arthropoda; Insecta; Hymenoptera; Formicidae. The record is from RefSeq and is a predicted model, not a curated record. The transcript has 13 exons. Bases 707 to 3001 code for a protein of 764 amino acids. Gene Ontology annotation, molecular function: calcium ion binding.